This is a messenger RNA of Tuber aestivum (summer truffle), 3340 nucleotides long. Lineage: Eukaryota; Fungi; Ascomycota; Pezizomycetes; Pezizales; Tuberaceae. The record is from the annotation of a GenBank genome assembly.
ACAGGGCCAAGAAUACCUGCCGGCCUCUUCUCUGUUCCCUCCCCAUUAACUCUCCCGUUGGUGGGCUCUGGGGUGAAUGAGAUGAUUUCUCUCCUUCCUUCUCUGCAGCUCUUCUUGGGUCGCGAGUUCUUAUUGGAGCGUUAAUAGGUAUAAUAGCUAAGCACCUGCCCUGACUGUGUGACGGACGUCAGACUACGGUACCGGUAGGGGGAUCGAAAAAAUAUAAAAGAAAGUAAUAGAGGAAGAAGAUCCCCACUCCUCUCCACUUGCAUAUUACCUUACGAAUACCGUGCAUCGGCCUCCUGGUUUUGUCUCGGGGCUGCUUCUUCUCCUGCUUGUGUGCUUCCCCACGCACUUCCUUACCCCCUUCACGCUUCAGACCCGCCGCCUUGUUGCCUCUACCCUUACAACCCCCCGUCCCCUCCUAAAACGUUCGCACAUUGCAACUCACAUUAGAAUCUCCCUUACUCUGACUGUCUACCCUUCUUGCCCAGAAACGAACGGACUGACCGCUACCUCUGCAAUGUCGUCCUCUAACAACCCCUCGCCCUCCAUACACUUACCCCCGACGAUGACCGCUUCUACUUCCUCAUCAACAGCCCCACCGCAAAACUCCUCGAGCAGUAACAGCAAUACUCCUCGAUCCUCGACUCCCACCACAACCCAGCCGCAGGUGUCCCAAAACAUCUCUUCGCUGGUGGCGACAGUCCUCAAAACAUCUGGACGGGAGCCGCCGCCGCUGGUAGGCUCAUCGACAACAAUCAUCGGCGAUACCCUCUACGCAUUUGGCGGUCGGCUGCUUUCACGAACGAAGCCUCAGCUAACAUGCGAUAUGUAUGCGCUCGAUUUGAUCACUCGAUCAUGGUCAAAACUGGAAACAAGAGGAGAUAUUCCACCGCCGAGAUAUUUUCACAGUGUCUGUGCGUUAGGGGGCACGAAGCUAGUCUGUUUUGGUGGUAUGUCGCCCACAGCCACCAGUCCUCUGCAAGCCAACGGAACCAGCAAUACGAAUGGGAAUACCGCUACUUCGCCCGGAGGGGACUCACAAAACGAUGUUAUGGUCAUGUCGGAUAUGCACAUCUACGAUAUUCCUUCCCAAACAUGGACCUUCAUACCUACAUCGAGCCCACCUGAGGGGCGAUAUGCCCAUUGUGCGACCAUACUCCCAACAAGUGCAACUUUCACAUCCACAAACAGCGUAGCCGCGCCUGUUGUUGGGGGCCUUGGGCUUGAAGGCCUCGGAGGCGCGGAAAUGGUAAUUGUGGGCGGCCAAGAUUCUGCGAACCAUUAUAUCGAGGAGAUCAACGUUUUCAACCUUCGAUCCCUGAAAUGGACAUCAACGACACCGCUGGAUAGGUCUUGCGGGGCAUAUAGAUCAGUUGUUGCACCGUUGGGUCGGGGAUUGACUGCAUCAUCUAUCGGAGCGGGGCGUAGUAGUCCGUACAUGGGUCCAGAAGAAAAUCCGUCCCUCUCUGCCGUGAAUGGCCAAUCCACUUCCCGGACUUCGCCGAGCGAAGCCAAUGCUAUGCUGAUCUACUCAAAUUAUAACUUCCUGGACGUUAAGCUUGAGUUACAGAUUCGCCUACUGGAUGGCUCCCUUACCGAGAGGCCCAUGAACGGGCAAUUCUCACCGCCCGGUCUUCGGUUUCCCAAUGGCGGGGUUCUGGAUAACCACUUUGUCGUCAGUGGCACAUACCUAACGAGCAGCAAACAGGAGUAUGCUCUUUGGGCCUUGGAUCUCCGAACACUUAUCUGGUCACGUAUUGAUGCCGGCCAAGCAUUUUCCCAGGGAUCAUGGAACAGGGGAAUUCUAUGGAGCAAACGCAAUGCUUUUUUGAUAUUGGGGAAUAAGAACCGGUCUCUGGUGGAGGAUUAUAAUCAUCGCCGGAUUAAUUUCUCUUAUCUAUGCAUGGUUGAGUUGGAAGCAUUUGGCCUCUAUGAGAACCCAAGAAUGAAUUCUCACCCAGCCCUGCAACGCUCUUGCUCUGUUGCGGCACAGGAACUCGGUAGGAUGGUACUCGGCAUGAAAGAAAUGGCUGACAUGGAAUUUCUCGCUGUCGGCGGUGAGCGCGUGCCUGUCAAUUCCCGAAUUGUGGCUCGCCGCUGGGGACCAUACUUUCUUGGGCUUCUGAAUGCAUCAAAUAAAGAGCUUCCUUCACCAACCGGUAGGAACCUCAAUUCAGCUGCUCCAAUAGCGGCCCAGGGACCUGGGGUACAACCCCCCACAACCGCGCAAUUCAACCCCCUGGAUCGCCCACGAACUUUAUAUCUCCCGCACACCCUCCAGACAUUAGUUACCCUUGUUCACUACCUCUAUACAUCUGCCCUUCCUCCACCAAGCCACCCUCAAUCAUCGCCACAAAUUCUUUGCUCCCUCCUACAGAUAGCCCGACCGUACCAGGUAGAAGGCCUUUUAGAAGCUGUGGUUGAGCGCCUCCACCAGGUCCUCGACGGUAGGAACGCCGCGGCAGUCUUCAAUGCUGCAGCCAUGGCCGCCGGCGGUGGCAACGGUGGGAAGCGUGAGUCAGUGGAGAAUCUUGGUGCAGGAGACGAAUGGAGGGGUGGGGUUAGCAGCGUGAUCGGUCUGCAAAAACGAGGUCUAAGGGGUCUAAUGGAGGGAAGGCGAAUGCGAGAAAGAGGAAGAAGCAUGGGAGGAUCAGUAUCGACCGGGGCUGGGACAAAGCCCUCCGAAGCACAGUCGAAUCAAGGGACUUUCGGCGUUGGAGUUGGAACUUCCUAGCGCGACUAUGAGGGGGGUUGUGUUUGCAUUUUUCUUCCUCGGUUUUUUUUUGACAGUAGGCAUAGAUGGGCUUUGUUGGCUCGGUUUAUUUAUUAUUCAUUCGGCAUUUCAUGCUCUGGAGAUGGGGGAUGUAAAAGGGCAGAUGGCACACUAUUUCUUGCAUAAUUUAAUCUGCUUUCUCGUACAAAGCGAUGUCUACUAUGCUUUAUUUCUUCCCGUUUACCAUUUCUCCCCCACCAAUUUCUUCUCUCCCCCUUUUUCUCUCUAAACCGUGUCCUCGUUUCUUCGGAGCUAUGAUAUGAAUGAUACCCAUGUUUUUCUUAUCUCAUAACGCAAAGGUUGGGAGAUUGUUUGUAUAUAUCUUAUUUUUCUAACUUUUGAGAUUAAGAAAUGAGUACUUGGUGGUGGUGAACAAGGAGGGCUAGAUAUUCUGUCCAGAUGAUGAUGACGCAUCUUCUUCCUAAAAAUUCGAUAAAGCAGGCAUUUGAAAGUAAGUUAGUUUUCAUGUUCUUGGGUAAUUGUUUAGUGUGGGUGAUUGAGAGGGCGCCAAAUUGGAUUCUGUUUGCAGUGGUAGAGAGGCGACAAUAUUAUGAUGAUAUG